Schistocerca nitens (vagrant locust) is the source of this 2963-nucleotide messenger RNA. Its product is annotated as caspase-1-like. The transcript has 5 exons. Gene Ontology annotation, biological process: apoptotic process; proteolysis. Lineage: Eukaryota; Metazoa; Arthropoda; Insecta; Orthoptera; Acrididae. The record is from RefSeq and is a predicted model, not a curated record. Gene Ontology annotation, cellular component: cytoplasm. Bases 46 to 1035 code for a protein of 329 amino acids.
AUAUAACUGCCAUUAAAGAAGAAAGAAGGUUCUGUUAGGAGAAGUAUGGAUCGCUACGGUUCUAACGGUCGAGGAGUCAUGGACGAAGUAGACAUCGCCCGCCAGCCCAACCAAAACAUCGCUGACGACGCUGUGGACGCCAAACCCGGUGGAAACGCCAGCGGUAGGCGGACACAGGCGGAGUCGAUACCAACUUCCUCUAACGUUCUGCCAAACCCUGGUGUCUCCCGCGAAGCUGAGGAGUACUUCAUGGGCAACCGGGAGCGCGGUGUAGCCCUCAUCUUCAGCCACGAGGUAUUUGACGUUCGUCAGUAUGCAGAUGGGAACUACCGACCAAAAGAUAGGCUUGGCACAAAAGUCGACAGAGACGCUCUUCGUGAUAUGUUCAGAAGUCUUGGCUUCGGAGUACUCUGUUUCGACGAUCUAUGCCACUACCAAAUAAGGAAUGAGCUGAGACGGGUGGCCGAUCAGAACCACAGCAACCGUGACUGCGUCGCAGUGGCGGUGCUCACGCACGGUGAGAGGAACGGCCAGCUGGACGCCAGGGACCGCGAGUACAACGUCAGCGAGCUGUGGGAACCGUUCACAGCCAGGCUGUGCCCCACUCUCGCCGGCAAACCCAAGCUCUUCUUCAUACAGGCGUGUAAGGGAACAGGUACCGAUGCCGGCGUGACGGUGAGCGACCUCACUGCAGACGCGCCCGACAAUGGCCGCGCCGAGGAGCUCACUUACCCAGUGCCUUCUUACGCCGACAUCAUCGUUUCAUACUCGACAUUCGAAGGUCUAUACUCCUUCCGCAAUCCAACAAAGGGCUCGUGGUACGUUGAGACACUGUGUUCUCAACUUGAAGCCCACGGCAGAUCCAAGGACCUGGUGUCGCUGCUCACUGACGUGAAUCGCAUCGUCGGUCAGAGAUAUCGCUCAGAAAACAAGAGCCUGCCAGACCUGCAUGGCAAGGUGCAGGCGCCGUGCUUCACCUCAUCCUUGACACGGAGUCUAUGCUUCGGUCAUAAAGGCCAUGGCCACCUCGCAUGAUGUCUGCCACAAAAAACCUCGUUUCACCCAUAUAAAUGUAGAAAAUAUUUCCUUAGAGUUCCUAUGUUUCCACCAAAGCACCUGAAGCCUCAGCUGCUGAAUGUAAUCCGCUGUACCGCCCAGAGUCACGUUACACUUUGUCUUUAUUCAGUACCACGGAUUGUCUGAGAUAUCGCUGUCUGUUUAUAAGUGACAUUAUGUCUGGUUUAUCAGUAAUUAGUAAAAUAUGACGUGGUGGCAUGCACAGAAUUAGUUCAUAGACCACUUAAUAUAUUUAAUACAAACUAAUUAUAAACAGUUCUACAGUAAGUGUCAACUUAAUUGAACGAACACAAAGGUUCGCAAGCGGGAAAUGUAUUUAUAUCGGAUGAGUGCAUUUAAUGGGUCCUAGAUGGUGUUCAUAUCAGCGAAAUCAACAAAUAGCAUGUUCGUCAACUACACAUGAAGGUAUCCAUUUCGUAUUCCGUAUUCUGAACAUGUUCAUUUCUUCUGAAAUAUUACUUUUCAUUCCAUAAAUAAUGGCUGAGUAAUGAGUGAGAAUUUGGUUUGGAUGCCUUCAAUCGGAAAUCGGCACAUUGUAUUCAGAAAUAAGGUUUGUUCAUGAAAUACAAGUAAAAAAACGGAGGCUCUUCGUUUCCUUAAACAUCCAAAGGGGAUAUCAGAGCACCAUCUUUCCUUCAUCAUUGACGUUUUUUUGAAAAUAUACAAAAAUCGAGGAGACUAUUUCUACUUACAGAAGUUUUCAGAAAAAGUGAUGUGAAUGCUGUACUUAGAUUAACAAUGUUCUGCACGCAUAUUACAGGUCAAACAAAUGUAUAUAUGAGCUUCAUUAUCAUGCAGGUAUCUAGUGCAUGGCAACUUGCAUGUUACUGUUGAUGAUUUUCCUUGCAACAUCUGAUAUGAUUAAGGUAGGAUUAAUUUUCGCGAUUAAUUUCAUCAUCAUCACCUUCAUUUCAAGCAUUAGGCCCUUUAUUGGUUCGCCUAUUACAGUAGCCAUCGUUCUUCCGUCUUCCUUGAUUUCUUCUCCAAAAUUGCUUAAAUCUUCUGAUCUGGAGAGGUAAUCUUUCUCAACUCAUCCUUUCGGGGCCUUCAUUCGAGUUUCUCUUAUUUUUUUGCAUUUUAUUAGAAAUGUUGAAUAUGUUCAGUUUUUCCUUAAUUUCUGAAUUUCUAAAUCUGUCAGUUCUUGUGCACCAUUUUACUUUUCUUAGAAACCACAUCUCUGCUGCUUGUAUGUGACUUUCUUCACGUUUACUUAUAACCCUGAGAUAAUUUCAGCCUUGUUGCUUUCCUCGCUUCAUUUUCUAGAUAUCUGUUUAUUGCUCCACAUAUAUUCCCAAGCUUUGCUAAUUUCUUUUCUAUGUCUUCCUCAUAAUCAUAUGUUACGCCAUAUCCUAAAUAGCUAAUAUUCAAUGUGUUGUUUUGUUCUGUUUUUCUCUCUAAAGAAUGUUUUCCUUUGAACGUCAUUGAUUUUGUUUCUUUUCUGAAAUAGUCAAAUGGUUUUCUUCACCAUUAUUACUAAUAAUUUUAUUCGCCUUUCUAGAUCAUCUUCAUUCUCAACUAGCAGUGUGGCAUCGUUUGCACAUAAAACGCAAUUCCCAAAUUCACCAACAAAAUAAAUCUUAAAAUGUGUAUUAAAAUGUGUGGGUGAAAUGCUGCACCUUUAUCUAACACUUUCGUUUGCAGCUAUAGUCUGUACCAUUUAUAUCUGAAAUUACAACUGUGUGUUUGUGCAGAUUUUCAAAACGUUAUAGUUGUUGUGGAUAUAUUCUUUUCGUCAUAAUUGCCCACAGUUUCUUCCUGCCAACAUAAUCGUAUGCCUUAAUAAAUCAAUAAAUGCUAAGCUGGUUUCCCUGCCAUACUCCACGUGUUCUUCGAUUAUUUGUUCAGUUGUAAAUGCUGAAUCUGUUGUCGAGCUGCCCUCUGAAAUC